This is a messenger RNA of Ornithodoros turicata, 2612 nucleotides long. Its product is annotated as proton channel OtopLc-like. Gene Ontology annotation, molecular function: proton channel activity. Bases 393 to 2351 code for a protein of 652 amino acids. The record is from RefSeq and is a predicted model, not a curated record. Gene Ontology annotation, biological process: proton transmembrane transport. Gene Ontology annotation, cellular component: membrane. Lineage: Eukaryota; Metazoa; Arthropoda; Arachnida; Ixodida; Argasidae. The transcript has 7 exons.
GCCGGAGAGGGUAGUCUUGCAGGGUACACUGUUCUGACAGGGUGGUGGCGGUCCAGAUGGCAUCCUGCUGAGUGAUGGAAAAGUUUGAUGUGCGCCUGAAGGUUCUCUAAUCGGUGCUGAAAUGAGAAAUUUGGCUCGGAGAAUGCGCCAAACGACAUGCGGAUAAAGGAAAGAACGACAACAGUGGUCCCUGUGAAUGUGGUGACAGCAAAGAAGCGAGAAAAAAGCCGUUCGAAUGUGUGACAGAGUUGGAAUUUGCCAGACUGGUAAUCCCUGGAGAGUUGGAUGCAUUGUCUUGGAGUUACUGGGAAACGGUGUCUAGCAACCGGAUCUAAACGCUUUUCGUUUCGCGGGAUACAAAAAGGGUUCUCUACUUGUAGCGUCGAACAACGAUGAUGCUGUCGGAAAUCUCGCGGUCUGGCGACGCCCCGAGCCAUGGCAACGGUGAUAUCCUCAAGGGCUACGACGACACCACCUCCCAAGACAACCUCACCAUGCCCCGGGGCACGCCGCCUCAGCUGCCGCCGCCGUUGCCCCCUCCACCGCCGGACUCAAUGGAUUCCAGUCACGACAACCUGGCCACGGACUUGCAGGACCUCAGGGCUCCUGCGCAGUUCGAAGGUACCGACUUCGACUCCGGAGGACGCAAGGAAUCCAACGGAUCUCAACUUCCUCCACCGAAACGACAACUGUGCAGAAAACACACCAAGUCAAACACGUGCAACAUCCUCAGCAGUCUCUAUGGCAAGAUCACCGUGGUGGCUACAGCGGUCCUGGUCCUGACGGAAGUCAUGGAAAACAACGUUCCCUUACUUUUCUUCCACGGUUAUAUCUACGCUUAUCUUCUCGGCGGUUCUGUGGUAUGCCUCAUGGGAGUGUAUGCCAGUAUGAUGGUGGAUAAAUGUCCCGAACUUACGGGCGCUUCCAUGGAAGACAUAGAGAACGGAUCUCCGAACAAACAACGGGUGAUGCUCAAAUGCUCUGACGUCAGCAUAUACCUCCGCAUUGGAGUGCUGGUGUUUGGACUCGGCACACUCAUUUCGUGCGGACUGGAGAUCGCCACAAUAUUCACCAUUCCGGAACCCUGCACGGAUCCCGUCAACUUAGCCAUGCCAGUUCUGCACGCAUUCUUCACGUUUCUCCAAAUGCACUUCCUCUUUAUGAACUCUCAGCGAGUUGCGAAGUCUCUCGGCUGCGCCCGUCACAUGGUACUGAUGCAUCUGGUGGCAACCAACAUCGCGGUUUGGAUAAAGCUCCUGCUCUGGGAGACUUCGAGCGAGUGGCUGCGGCAGAACCACGUUCUUCACUCUGAGCAAUCCAUCUGGCCGCCCAAGGGUCUGAACUUCACGACGCACGCCAUAGACGAAAAAGGGAACCACAGAGUCUAUUUCACCUCCGACUGUCUAUGGCGCCUGCAAGACAACGAACGAAGCGAAGACAUGUUAACUCUUCAGCUCUGCCUCCACAAUUCAACCAUCGGAGCCAUCUGGCAGAAAGCUAUGCCCUUCCUGUCCCCCUUCAUCGUUCAGUACAGUGUCCUAGGCGCUGUCAUCAUCUACACCCUUUGGGACAACUUUUCAUUCUGCACCAAAGGCGCUCGCGAGCACCGAUGCCCCGUCGCCAAUCACCGCUCCGAAACGGACAGUUCUGGAAGCUCCGGAAGUUUCCGUGUCAUCGACUGCCAAGGGUCCAGCAAAGGCCUCUUCAUAGGCCUACUCGUCCUGGUAGCCGGAAUCAUCGUUCUCAUCCUGUUCUUCGUUUUAAGCAACGAGGAGAUGGAAGCCGAGACACUUUCAGCCGUGACAACGUUACACUGCGCCGUACAAGGUCUCUCCGCGCUCGCCACAGUGGUCGGCAUCUGCAGAGUCCGUACGUUGCACCACAGAAGAGGAAGGAUGAGUUCAUUGAAUAGCCUGCUUCAAGGAAUCGGCGUGCUCGCCGUUUGCGCGUACGGCAUCUUCGGCAUCGUCGUCGGCGCCUCGAAGGCUCUGGAAAGUUCGGAUCACAUCCUUCUGCUCUUGGACGGAGCUUUCAUGGUGAUAUUAGCAACCCUUCAGUCCCUGUUCAUACAGGAAGUGGCAAGUCGCGGAAUCUCUCGAAAGCAAGAGACAAGGAGGCCGGGACUGCAGAUCGUCACGUUCCUCAUGUUCAGCAACCUUGUCCUGUGGCUUCUGGAGACGUUUACAAACCAGAACCACAUCUCCAGCCAGCAUCAACUGGCCAUGUUUGGUGCUAUAUCGUGGGGGAUUAUCUCCAGGAUUACGCUGCCGCUGGUGAUUUUCUACCGGUUUCAUUCCUGCGUAUUUCUCGUGGAAGCUUGGCGGCAGUCGAAUAUGUCCAGGAAAGAGUGAUCAGUGAAAGACAGUGAUUUUGGUUGUGCUCUACUUGCGCCCUAUGGACGGCAGCGUAGAGGUUGGUGCGCGAGGCUUAGAAAGGAACUCACUUGUGAUGGAUGUUUAGUCAGAGACAGUGAGCACGCGCGAGUCAGCAGUACUCAAUUAUAGAUGCUGCAUCAUGUUGUGACUUUACAGACGGCCGAUUACUGGCGAACAUGUUGUAAAGUUAUUUCCGUUUGUCCCAACUGUUUUGCAUUAAAAACGUGAACAAACAGA